AUGGAUCUUACGAAGAAACGUAAGACCGACGAGAACGGCGGAGCAUAUCCUGUUCCAGCGGAUUUCAGUAACGCCGCUGUCGCUGCGCAGCCAUCGUCGGUUGGCAUCUUGUCGCAUGAGGACGCGGAGAAAAUCCUUGAACCGUUCACGAAGGAGCAGAUCCUUCCUAUCCUGCGGGCCGCGGUUCUUCGUCACCCCGAUGUGUUGGAGGCGGUGCGCACGGUUGCCGACGCCGAUCCUCUCCAGCGUAAGCUCUUCGUUCGGGGUCUCGGGUGGGAAACCACUACCGAGAAACUCCGUCAGGUGUUUUCUUCGUUUGGGGAACUCGAUGAAGCCAAUACUAUUGUGAUUACUGAUAAGAGUACUGGAAAAUCUAAGGGUUAUGGAUUUGUGACGUUUAAGCACAUUGACGCUGCGAUUUUAGCCCUAAAGGAGCCGAACAAGAAGAUUGACGGACGUAUAACGGUGACUCAGCUUGCCGCCGCUGGAAACUCAGGUAAUACUCACUCUACUGAUGUGGCGAUGAGGAAGAUUUAUGUUGGUAAUAUUCCAUUUGAAAUUUCUUCCGAGAGGCUGUUGUCCUACUUUUCAAUGUACGGUGAAAUUGAGGAAGGUCCGCUAGGGUUUGAUAAGCAGAGUGGGAAAGCAAAGGGUUUUGCAUUUUUUGUUUAUAAAACAGAGGAAGGGGCAAGGGCUUCAUUGAUUGAUCCUAUGAAGAUUAUCGAUGGACAUCAGGUGAUUUGUAAGUUAGCUACAGAUAACAAGAGACAGAAGCCAUCUGGACCCCCUGGUGGAAUGGCUCCUGGUAUGCCAAAUUCCGGGCCAAUGGGAAUGGGGGCUUCAAACUAUGGAUCGGGGGGUUACAUGGGAUAUGGGCCAGGACCAAAUAUGCCUCAACCUCCACAGCAGGCGGGCAAGGGUAUGGUGGAGGAUAUGGAAGCGCUGCACCAAUGUAUGAUGGUGUAG
This is a messenger RNA of Andrographis paniculata, 966 nucleotides long. RefSeq names its product UBP1-associated protein 2C-like. Gene Ontology annotation, molecular function: RNA binding. The record is from RefSeq and is a predicted model, not a curated record. NCBI's taxonomy places the organism in Eukaryota, Viridiplantae, Streptophyta, Magnoliopsida, Lamiales, Acanthaceae. The coding region runs from base 1 to 966 and encodes 321 amino acids. The transcript is spliced from 2 exons.